Molecule: messenger RNA, 1458 nt
Organism: Trichosporon asahii var. asahii CBS 2479
Lineage: Eukaryota; Fungi; Basidiomycota; Tremellomycetes; Trichosporonales; Trichosporonaceae
Product: ribosome biogenesis-related protein
Exons: 3
Coding region: 1-1458 (485 amino acids)
Molecular function (GO): protein binding
Source: RefSeq, a predicted model, not a curated record
AUGGUUACCAAGAAACGCACUUCAGACGCGGCGGAGCUGCCGAACAAGGCCGCCGACCGCGGACAAGACACCGCCCGACCGAUCCAGGAGGACGACGAGAUGGGAGAGUUCGAGGACCGGUGGGAGGACGAGAUUGAGGAGGAGGUUGUGGACAAGGAUGUCAUGGAGGAGGACGAGGACGGAGAUGACUUUACGCCGGCCCAGGAGGACGAGGACCCGCCCGAGCCGAAGCGCCAGACGUACCUGCCUGGCGUGACGAUGGGAGAGGACGAGCAGCUGAUUGCGGACAACUCGGUGUACCCGUGCCUGCACUCUCUGUCGUAUGCGUGGCCGUGUCUCUCGUUCGACGUGCUGCGGGACAACCUGGGCGAGGACCGGACGACGUUCCCGCAGACGGCGUGGAUCGUGACGGGCACGCAGGCGGGCGAGGUGCCGGGACAGGGACGGGCGAAGGACGAGCUGGUCGUCAUGCGCCUGUCUGGGCUGAGCCGGACGCAGUACGACGACGACUCUGAGGGCGAGGAGGACAACGACGAGGUGGACGAGGACGCGCGGCUCGACUUCCUCACGUUCCCGCAUGUGGGCAGUGUGAACCGCGUGCGCGCCGCGCCGGCGCUUGCAGGCGGAGCCGUGCCGGACCCCUACCACGUUGCGUCGUGGAGCGAGACGGGCAAGGUGCACAUCUGGGACGUGCGGCCGCUGAUCGACACGCUGAGCGGGCCCAGCAAGCCGCGCCAGAAGACGCCCAUCCACACCAUCACGGCGCACGGCAGGGCGGAGGGUUUCGCCCUCGAGUGGGGAAACUCGGGCCUGCUCUCGGGCGACAUUGACGGCAAGAUCUUCCACACCACCCUCACCCCGACCGGAUUCAAUACCUCGGGCGCCUUCACGUCGCACACCUCGAGCGUCGAGGACCUCCAGUGGUCCCCCUCCGAGAGCACCGUGUUCGCCUCGGCGAGCGCGGACCAGACCGUCCGUAUCUGGGACAUUAGGACCAAGGGCCGCAAGGCCGCCGUAUCCGUCAAGGCGCACGACGACGACGUCAACGUCAUCUCCUGGAACAAGAACGUCGACUACCUCCUCGUCUCGGGUGGUGACGAGGGCGGCCUCAAGGUCUGGGACCUGCGCAUGUUCAAGGGCCCCGUCGCCCACUUCACCUGGCACACUGCCCCGAUCACAUCGGUCGAGUGGCACCCGACCGACCCGUCCGUCUUUGCGGCGUCCGGGUCCGACGACCAGGUCACGCUCUGGGACCUCUCGGUCGAGCCCGACGAGGAGGAGCGCAACGCCGAGGCCCAGGGCCCCGACGGCAAGCCGCUCGACGUCCCGCCCCAGCUCCUCUUCGUCCACCAGGGCCAGAAGGACGUCAAGGAGCUCCACUGGCACCCCCAGAUCCCCGGCAUGGUCCUCACCACCGCCGCGGACGGAUUCAACGUGUUCAAGACCAUCUCGUGUUAA